Messenger RNA from Venustampulla echinocandica, 951 nucleotides. RefSeq lists its product as uncharacterized. Lineage: Eukaryota; Fungi; Ascomycota; Leotiomycetes; Helotiales; Pleuroascaceae. Gene Ontology annotation, molecular function: zinc ion binding; oxidoreductase activity. Bases 1 to 951 code for a protein of 316 amino acids. The record is from RefSeq and is a predicted model, not a curated record. The transcript has a single exon.
AUGAAGGCCUAUCGCUGGAACGGUCCCGAUAGUGGCCUCCAGCUUCAAGAUAUUGCAGUCCCACAACCUUCCACCGGCGAGGUGCUAAUCCAAGUCGAAGCUUGCGGAUUAUGCCAUUCAGACUGCCAUAUCAUCAGUGGACCAGGAGGAGCGUGGAUCCAACAACGACCUAUUACCCUCGGUCACGAGGUUGCCGGGAAAGUUAUCACACUGGGAGAAGACGUAUCAGAGGUCCAGAUAGGCGACAGAGUAGCGGUGGCCUUGAUCGCGCCAACCGGUGGGAUUGGUCUCAACUACGAUGGUGGUUAUGCUGAAUACGUCGUUGCUCCUGUCAAAUACCUCGAAUCUAUCCCGGAGAACGUUAGCUUUGAGCAAGCCGCUGUCGCAACAGAUGCGAUUACUACGGCUUACCACGCGGUUGUGACGGAGGGUGGAGUCACUGCCUCAACGAAUGUCGCUAUCGUUGGUCUGGGCGGUCUAGGAUCAGUUGGCCUGAGAAUUGCGGUACUUCAAGGAGCAAUGGUGUAUGGAUUCGAUAUUGACAACAGAAAAUUCGAUGCGGCAACGCGAGAUGGUGCGAAGGCCUGUUUCUCCCGUCUCGAGGAUGCCAAGGACAUUGUUUUUGACGUUGUCGUGGAUUUUGUUGGGAUUACCUCGACGAUGGCUGCGGCUCUCAAAGCCGUCAAGCGGUCUGGACGGAUCGUUCUUACCGGUUUAGGAGGCGAGCAGUUGACCCUACCCACGUUUGAUAUUGUUUAUAAUAGCGUUGAAAUCAGGGGAUCGUUGGGUGGGACUAAGGAGGAGCUGCGUACUGUGCUGGCAUUGAUUAGUGCUGGAAAGCUAAAUCCGACUUUGGAAGAGGUACCUUUUGGCAAGAUUAAUGAAAGUCUAUGUCGUUUAGAAUCGGGACAGGCAAGCGGGAGACUAUUUAGUAAACCAACUUUAGCGUAG